Messenger RNA from Fusarium coffeatum, 1026 nucleotides. RefSeq lists its product as uncharacterized. Gene Ontology annotation, cellular component: eukaryotic translation initiation factor 4F complex; cytoplasm. The transcript has 3 exons. The record is from RefSeq and is a predicted model, not a curated record. Gene Ontology annotation, molecular function: translation initiation factor activity; RNA 7-methylguanosine cap binding. Lineage: Eukaryota; Fungi; Ascomycota; Sordariomycetes; Hypocreales; Nectriaceae. Gene Ontology annotation, biological process: translational initiation. Bases 1 to 1026 code for a protein of 341 amino acids.
AUGGAUACUAGCAACCUCUGGGCCCGCCGCACAAACCCCGGCAAGCUUUCCCUUGCUACACCAAGUCAAGGGUCCAGUGGUGACACCUUCAGUCGCAAUGCUUCUUUCUCUAAGCGUCAAGGCGGCGAAACCCCAUCAUCGAUGAAACCGAACCCUUUCAACACUACACCUGGAGGUCUUGUAUCUCCUACUAGUGGCGCUUCCAGUGCAUUUGGUCUAGGCUCUGGAGCAUUUGCCUCGUUUGGAUCGGCUAAGACCCCUAAGACGUCGGGCAAUCCUUUCGAUUCGGCCAUGGCUUCAGCGGUUCCCAAGUCUGGUAUUAAGGACUCCUCCAAGGCCGCCGGAAAGGCUUCUGGUAUGGCCGCGAUUUCUGAGAACAACCAGUCCGGGGCACCUACGGCACCUCUUUCACAUCCGCUAGUACACCCGUGGACCUUCUGGUAUCGACCUCCGAUCUCCAAGGCACACGGCUACAUCGAGUACGAGAAGACGCUGCACGAAAUUGGUACCGUACGAACAGUGGAGGAGUUUUGGGAGAUGUAUGCCUACCUGAAGCGUCCUUCCGUACUUCCCGUCGUCUCAGACUUUCAUCUGUUCAAGAAGGGCAUCCGCCCAAUAUGGGAGGACGAUAUCAACAAGAAGGGCGGCAAAUGGGUCGUUCGGAUGAAGAAGGGCGUAUCUGACCGGUAUUGGGAAGACCUUCUUCUCAACCUGAUUGGCGACCAGUUUGGUGAGGCGGGUGAUGAAGUUUGCGGUGCUGUGUUGAGUGUGCGUAAUGGUGAGGACAUUCUUAGUAUCUGGACCCGAAACGAUGGUGGCAGAGUUAUUAAGAUUCGUGAAACCAUGAAGCAUGUCCUCAACUUCCCACCCAAUACUCGCGUUGAAUUUAAGAGCCACGAUUCCAGCAUCCAGCAACGGACAGCGAUCGAAGAGCAACGCCGCGAAAAGGCUGGUCAACACCAUCAUCACGACAAGCGCCACGCUGGCGGGGCUUCAAAGCAGGCAGCCGAGCAGUCUCAAUCAUAG